Messenger RNA from Procambarus clarkii (red swamp crayfish), 873 nucleotides. The record is from RefSeq and is a predicted model, not a curated record. Lineage: Eukaryota; Metazoa; Arthropoda; Malacostraca; Decapoda; Cambaridae.
AUGAGUGAAUCGAGAGGCGAAUCAAGGGAUGAGUUAGGAGGCGAACCAAGGGAUGAGUUAGGAGGCGAACCAAGGGAUGAGUUAGGGGACGAACCAAGAAAUGAGUUAGGAGGCGAACCAAGGGAUGAGUUAGGAGGCAAACCAAGGGAUGAGUUAGAAGGCAAACCAAGGGAUGAGUUAGGAGGCGAACCAAGGGAUGAGUUAGGAGGCGAACCAAGGGAUGAGUUAGGAGGCAAACCAAGGGAUGAGUUAGGAGGCGAACCAAGGGAUGAGUUAGGAGGUGAACCAAGGGAUGAGUUAGGAUGCGAACCAAGGGAUGAGUUAGGAGGCAAACCAAGGGAUGAGUUAGGGGGCGAACCAAGGGAUGAGUUAGGAGGUGAACCAAGGGAUGACUUAGGAGGCGAACCAAGGGAUGAGUUAGGAUGCGAACCAAGGGAUGAGUUAGGAGGCAAACCAAGGGAUGAGUUAGGAGGCGAACCAAGGGAUGAGUUAGGAGGCGAACCAAGGGAUGAGUUAGGGGGCGAACCAAGGGAUGAGUUAGGAGGCAAACCAAGGGAUGAGUUAGGGGGCGAACCAAGGGAUGAGUUAGGAGGUGAACCAAGGGAUGACUUAGGGGGCGAACCAAGGGAUGAGUUUGGAGGCGAACCAAGGGAUGAGUUAGGAGGUGAACCAAGGGAUGAGUUAGGGGGCGAACCAAGGGAUGAGUUAGGAGGCGAACCAAGGGAUGAGUUAGGAGGCGAACCAAGGGAUGAGUUAGGAGGCGAACCAAGGGAUGACUUAGGAGGCGAACCAAGGGAUGAGUUAGGAGGUGAACCAAGGGAUGACUUAGGGGGAGGACCAAGGGAUGAGUUAGGAGGCAAAUCAAGGGGGUGA